Molecule: messenger RNA, 1711 nt
Organism: Pseudogymnoascus destructans
Lineage: Eukaryota; Fungi; Ascomycota; Leotiomycetes; Thelebolales; Thelebolaceae
Exons: 3
Coding region: 1-1119 (372 amino acids)
Biological process (GO): positive regulation of gene expression
Source: RefSeq, a predicted model, not a curated record
AUGUGUGGCAGCGAUGGUGAUCUGUCGGGUCAGCUGUUCUUGAGCAUGGAGGUGCUGGGAAAGAGCGAUAAGCCGUAUGGGAAGAUGUAUACCGUGGGACCUACGGGGUGGACAAAGCACUACAGUCCCAUGAUUGGACGUCUAGCUGGCACCAAGGCGCCAAAGAUGGAGGGACAUGAAGGCGAGAAGGCCAAGGUUGAAAGAUAUGAUUUCCAAGCCAACCAGAUGCAACUGCAAGGCCCUGUCCCCGACGAACUCUACCACCGCUUUGUAGAAUUCAAACCCUUCGUCAAGGGCAUGUUCGACAAGACUGGCCUCCGCGGACACGUGCUAAACGCCGCCCUCCACCACCAGCACGCGCGCGUCUACAACUACUCCAACACCACCACCCACGGCACCAUGGAACCCAAGUCCAAGAAGCCGCGCUGCAGCAGCCGCCUCUUCACCUACGUCCUCACCCUCGACGGGCUCCUCCGCUUCACCGAGACGGGUAAGGAAUUCGGCAUCGACAUGCUCAGCAAACACACCAUGCACAGCGAUGUCAACGUCUAUAUCGCCUGCUCGGGCGAAUUCUUCAUCCGCAGACUCAAAUACAAGAAUAGCAGCCCCGAAGAUUCAAGCCAGCAGACCCACCCCACAGACGACAUCGAAGGCGGACCACCGCACUCCCCUCCCCCCAAGGACCCAUCGAACUACGAACUCGUAAUCGACAACGACAGCGGUACCUACCGCCCUGACGGUUCGCUCCUCCCCGCACUCCAGUCCUUCCUCGAAGCCAACCUCCCCGGCCUCAAUAUUGUCACCAAGCCGUGCACGGACGACAAGCUGCAGCGCAUGAAGAAGGAGCAGCGCGAGACGAAGAAGAGGCAGGGCGAGCAGAUACAGGUGUACCAGGGCGAUAUCAAUGGGGGCUGGAGCUCGAGUGAUGAGGAGAGCAUGGAUGAGCGCGCAAAGGGGAAGAAGAGUAAGAAGGAUAGGGUGUUUGAUGCGAUUGAGGAUCCGGAGGCGGCGAUUAGGGGGUUCAGACAUGGGGGCAGGCCGAAGAGGGAGGAGAGGGAGGGGGAGGAGGAUCGGGUUGAUUAUACGGUUGAGGCUGGGGAGGGGGAGGCGAAGAAGUGAUGUUCGACCGAUCGAUAGUGAUGGUCGUUAAGUCGGACGCGUGGAGGCUUUUAGUGCCAUUGCUUUGUAUAUGGGCUUCUCUACUACUUUAUUUUGCGGGCGGGUUUUCGUUUGUUUGCCAUGGAUGCGGAGGGAUUGCAGGAAUAUUUUGUUGUUAAUACGCGGACACCCAGAUGGCGGGUGAUAUACACGGCCUUGCGGCUACUUAUGCGUUUUCUUUUUAUCUUGGGGGUAAGGGAUGCAUGUCUUGCUUGGGAGCAACUGCGAUGGGGGGUGUUCACAUUUUUCUUUUGCAUGCAUUGUUGCCAGUCGAAGAGAGCUAUCUCAAGUUCAGGAUAUUCACCAUUACUUUUUCUCUUUGUGCCAAGUUCAGUCUUCUUCCGUGUAUCUGAGUCCAGAUAUUGGUACUUCAUGGAAAGAAUUGAGGAUAUUUGGCCUUGGCUAAGUUGGCGACCUUGAGCUUGAGCGGCAUACCAGGCUAUAAGUGCAGGCUGAGUGCACGGUGUAAUGGCGGGUGCACCAGAUGUGAGAAUCUAGCCACCUAAGGAAGGGAUGAUUUUACUAAGACAACACACUGUCUUAGGAAACAGAG